This is a messenger RNA of Nycticebus coucang (slow loris), 652 nucleotides long. RefSeq names its product chromosome 10 C1orf115 homolog (gene C10H1orf115). The record is from RefSeq and is a predicted model, not a curated record. The coding region runs from base 99 to 500 and encodes 133 amino acids. The transcript has 2 exons. NCBI's taxonomy places the organism in Eukaryota, Metazoa, Chordata, Mammalia, Primates, Lorisidae.
UCCGGGCUGGCUGGGGCUGGCGGCCCCGCGCGGGAGCGGGCGGAGAGCGAAGGUUGGCUUCUCGGCGCUCGGACCUUCGCCGGAGGGGCUGCGGCGUCAUGACGGUGGGAGCCCGGCUCCGAAGCAAGGCGGCGAGCGGCCUGCCGCGCCGCGGGCCCCGAGGGCGCGGGCGGACGGCGGGGGACGAGGAGGCGGAGGCCAUCCUGGAGCACCUGGAGUGCGGGGACGAGGCGGCGGAGAGCGGGCUGCGCCCCGGGCCCCGGAGCGCGCGCAGAGUGCACCUCGCCGCCCUGCCCGAGCGCUACGAGCCGCUGGAGGAGCCGGCCGCAGGCGAGAAGCCCAAGAGGAGGUACCGGCAGAAGCUGAAGAAGUACGGCAAGAACGUUGGGAAGGUCAUCACCAAAGGAUGCCGCUACGUGGUCAUCGGCCUGCAGGGGUUCGCCACGGCCUAUGCUGCGCCAUUUGGAGUCACUACCAGUGUGGUUUCCUUUGUGCGCUAAUGAUCCGGAGCUGCUUGGGCAGACACUACGGAAUGAAAGGAGCCUCUGCCCUGGGAACAACGUGGACCCAGGAGCAUUUCAGACUUGAACUCACAGCACACUUAGAAGAGAAAAAAUGUCUUUCUUUGUUGAAUCGGAUGAGGAUUAUGAAU